Pygocentrus nattereri (red-bellied piranha) is the source of this 5823-nucleotide messenger RNA. RefSeq names its product protein kinase C alpha type (gene prkcab). The record is from RefSeq and is a predicted model, not a curated record. Gene Ontology annotation, biological process: protein phosphorylation. The transcript has 18 exons. Gene Ontology annotation, molecular function: ATP binding; zinc ion binding; diacylglycerol-dependent serine/threonine kinase activity. NCBI's taxonomy places the organism in Eukaryota, Metazoa, Chordata, Actinopteri, Characiformes, Serrasalmidae. Bases 1 to 2046 code for a protein of 681 amino acids.
AUGGCUGAUCUCAUCCACCUCCACGACUCUUCAGCCGCGCUCGCGAACCGCUUCGCCCGCAAAGGCGCGCUGCGGCAGAAGAACGUGCACGAGGUGAAGAACCACAAAUUCAUCGCGCGCUUCUUCAAGCAGCCGACCUUCUGCAGCCACUGCACGGACUUCAUCUGGGGAUUUGGCAAGCAAGGAUUCCAGUGCCAAGUGUGCUGUUUUGUGGUCCACAAAAGGUGCCAUGAGUUCGUCUCAUUCUCCUGCCCUGGAGCUGACAAGGGGCCAGACACAGACGACCCGAGAAGCAAGCACAAGUUUAAGAUCCACUCCUAUGGCAGCCCAACCUUCUGUGACCACUGCGGCUCUCUGCUAUACGGACUCAUCCACCAGGGAAUGAAAUGUGACACCUGCGAUAUGAAUGUACAUAAGCAAUGCGUGAUGAAUGUGCCAAGCUUGUGCGGGACUGACCACACCGAGCGCAGAGGACGCCUCUUCCUCAAGAUCGAGGUCAGCGGAGACAGACUCCAUGUCACAGUUGGCGAAGCGAGAAAUCUAAUUCCCAUGGACCCCAAUGGGCUGUCAGACCCAUACGUCAAACUCAAACUGAUCCCGGACCCCAAGAACGAGACCAAGCAGAAAACCAGGACCAUCCGCUCCUCCCUCAACCCCACCUGGAACGAGUCCUUCACCUUUAAGCUAAAGGCCACAGAUAAAGACCGGCGGCUGUCUAUAGAGGUGUGGGAUUGGGACAGGACCACCAGGAAUGACUUCAUGGGCUCUAUGUCAUUUGGUGUGUCUGAGCUGAUCAAAGCCCCUGUGUGUGGCUGGUAUAAGAUGUUGAAUCAGGAGGAGGGCGAGUACUAUAACGUUCCGAUCCCAGAAGUAGACGACAUUAACCUGGAGCUGAGGCAGAAGUUUGAGGCCUGUCAACUAAAUAUCCACUUCCUAAAGAAAGCUAAGCUGGGCCCAGGGAAGAAAGUGAUCACUCCAUCAGAUCACCGGCGCUUCAGCUUGCCCUCCAGCAACAUGGACAGGGUCCGGCUCAAUGACUUCCACUUCCUGGCCCUCUUGGGGAAGGGCAGCUUUGGCAAGGUGAUGCUGGCAGAGAUGAAGUCCUCGGAGGAGCUGUAUGCCAUCAAGAUCUUGAAGAAGGACGUGGUUAUCCAAGAUGAUGAUGUAGAAUGCACCAUGGUGGAGAAGAGGGUACUGGCUCUGAGAGACAAGCCACCAUUCCUCACCCAGCUCCACUCCUGCUUCCAGACAGUGGACCGACUUUACUUUGUGAUGGAGUACAUUAAUGGAGGGGACCUGAUGUACCACAUCCAGCAAGUGGGCAAGUUUAAGGAGCCUCAAGCAGUGUUCUAUGCAGCUGAGAUUGCUGUGGGGCUGUUUUUCCUACAUAGGAAGGGAAUCAUCUACAGAGAUCUGAAGUUGGAUAAUGUGAUGCUGGACUCUGAGGGCCACAUUAAAAUUGCAGACUUUGGCAUGUGCAAGGAGAGCAUGUAUGAGGGCAUGACGACACGCACCUUCUGCGGUACUCCGGAUUACAUCGCUCCUGAGAUCAUCGCCUAUCAGCCGUAUGGGAAGUCAGUAGACUGGUGGGCUUACGGCGUCCUGCUCUAUGAGAUGCUGGCCGGUCAGCCUCCGUUUGAUGGCGAGGAUGAGGACGAGCUGUUUCAGUCCAUCAUGGAACACAACGUCUCCUACCCAAAAUCCAUGUCUAAAGAAGCUGUGUCCAUCUGCAAGGGGCUGAUGACCAAACACCCCUCUAAGCGUCUGGGCUGUGGUCCAGAGGGAGAGAGAGAUAUUAAGGAACAAGCCUUCUUCCGGAGGAUUGACUGGGAUCGACUGGCCAACAGGGAGGUCCAGCCUCCAUUCAAACCCAAAGUGUGUGGUAAAGGAGCCGAGAACUUUGACAAGUUCUUCACACGCACCCAGCCCAUGCUGACCCCACCGGACCAGCUGGUCAUCGCCAACAUCGACCAGAGCGAGUUCGCUGGCUUCUCCUACAUCAACCCACAGUUCAUCCACCCGUCCGUACACGGCAGUGUGGUAUGAGGAGCCGAAUGCACCUAAAACUCCAAAACACACAGCGCAGCAGGCAGCAGCCUCCGCCACUUUACAAACUCAAUAAACCUAUCUGUACUGUUGAUGACCCUUUAUCAGAGCAUAUUGGAAUGGAGGCCAGCUGGAAGGGGGGGACUCUUCGAAUGGGUCCAAACGGGAUGACAGCACUAAAGCAUGUUUCUGUAUCUAUAUGGCGCAACAUAUUUAGUACAUGGCAGCAUUUCUAAAGUUCUUUAAAGGUUCAGAGUCUUUAGAGCAAUGACAGCUUCACAGUCUGUUGACAUAUCUGCUUAGGCAUAUCAUGUUGUUUCUUUGUUUAUUGUCGGCGCAUAUAAUGUGGAAUUAAAACGACAAACACAGCAGCAGAAUCUCCACGUCAGUUUGAGAACAGCCCUUCAACGCAUCAGCUAACUCUGGAGUAGUGGUCAUUGUCAUAAGACAAUUGUACAGCCAGUUAGUAACUGUAAUAUGAAAAUGCUGGUACUUUCCAUCAUGGACCCCUGGCACCCCCCCUUCCACAACCUUGCCAUUCCAUGUGUGUGAAGCAUGUUGACAUGAGACAGGUUUUUGUGUCUUAGACUUCCCUUCCCUCUUAUCUACUGCCAUUUCUAAAGUUCCUGAAAUAUAUAUACAUAUACAUAUAUAUAUAUAUAUAUAUUUGUAAAUUUAAAAAGUACGAUCUAUUGUUAUAGGAGUGCCAAAAUAUAAGUGCAUUGAAAGAUUUUAUAACUCUCACUAUAUGCAUAUAUGAAUUUCCUACUAAAGCUCUUAUAGAUGUUAUUUGUCCUGACUCAGACUCCAACACAUUGUUUCCUGGAUCUGUUUUAUAGCAUGAUCGCAUUUUAUUCAUGAUGACAUUUGAUUCGUCAGGAAUUGUUCUUUGCAUCAGUCAGCAUGCCAUAUACUGAACAUUCGAGGAAGACUUACUAUAAUAACAAACCGUCGAAAAUAAUGGAUUUGAGUUUCUACAGCGAAAUGGGGCGAAUUGACUACACGGUCAGUCUUAUACAAGAGCUUACUUGCCUAGUUCAUACUGACUGCAGUGAUGCAUCAUGAGGAGCUAUUUCUUUUCUUCAUGGUGCAGUGGAUGCUUAAUGCAGAAAUGCCCAGAGCAGCUGUGACUCUGAAUGAUCCUGUUGCUUUCGCCCAUGCCGACAAAUGGGAAAAGUCAGGGUAGAUAACUGAAACCAUCUGAUCAAAUCAGUCUUGAAUGAAACAACGUUUUGGGUUGAUUAGUUGAGGCUGCUUUAUACAAAGAAUUGAAAUCCAAGGGUUCUUUAGUGAACAGUUAUAUGUCAGCAGUUUAGAACCGUGACAACUAAAGGCAGGUCCAUUACAAUACGGUACGCUUACUAAUCCAAACCCACAACUGUCCAACCCUGGUCAAGCACGUGUGUCUGUUUCCCAUCACAUAACAGAACUGUGGUUCACAAGGUUUCCAGAUGCUUGUGUUAACCAGGCCCGGGUCAUCAAGUUCUAGGCCCCUGGGUGUUUUUUUUUGUUUGUUUGUUUCAGAGUAAUGUGUUUGAAUGUUCCAACCAAGCUGAAUAGUCUUGGCCUUGUAGUAUAUAAAACUAAAAUCAGGUUAUCUGGUGGUUCUAGAAACAAACCUCUUGAAUUAAAUACUCCUGUUAAAUUUGAAUGGCCAGUGUAAAGCUACAUCUAUUUGUUGGCAUUUAGAAGAGAAUGUGUUGACCUGCCCUGAUUACAUAAAGACAAUAACAAGUUGCCAAACAAUGCUUUUUCCAAACAUGCUGUGUCCCGCUGGCAUGGCGUGAUAAAAGGUCUAUUGCCGACCGAAACACAGUCAUCAUUUUACGUACUGUAUUAGUUUAUAGUGCUAAAACACAAAACAUUGGCAAGAUUUCUCACACAUUAACAAUAAAGCAUGCAUCCAGUCUUUGCAAGCACAAUAUGUACCCCACUGAAGACGAAAUGAAUUAAAAUCGGACUACUCCAGCAGGUGUGGAAAAUGUUUGUGGACCAUUUAUAUCUUUCCUUUGAUGGCUUUAAGUGUGGGAGUAGACAGUUUGCAGACCCACUACUGACACCAAUGCAGCAACUUUUGCUUUAGUUUGGGCCGAUGGUUUUUACUUGUGUUUGGUUCAGGAAAAAGCGCAUCCUUUACUAUCAGGGGUCGCUUGAUCGGAGUCAUGGCGGAUAAAUGAACAAUUGCUAAGCCGUGCUUUGAGGAAAAACUCAAGUGUGGAUAGCAUUAUGAUCAGUCACACCACAAGGCCGAAAUUAGUUACGUUUUUUUUUCUAUGCCACUUCCUGCGGAGAGCCAAGACUGUUGUUUUGAUUUUGCCGUAACUUUGCUUGGGCUCUUGGGCACACGGCCAUAAAACCCAUGAUCCGGGCCUGCUGUUCACUGGAAACACAAACAACAGGGGAAACAAUGGAGGAGCUACAAGCUCUGAUCUAACUUUUGCUCUGCAUUUGGUUUUAUGUCUAGAGUCCCAGACAGCGGUUUUAGUUAGCUAGUGUUCUUUUAAAAAUCGUGGUCAUCUAACUCGAGUGACAUGAUUGUGUUUGACCAGUCAGUGCUCUGCACCCUUUCUAGUUCCACCCACACAUUCCAGCUCAGAUGUUUGGUACCCCAGUAUGACAGGUAACCAAGUUCACAGGUGCAGUGGAAAUGUCAAAUGACAAGACGCAUGAACACAGAUUUGGGUACUUUACUGCACUGCCUGGUGGACAACUGCCAUAAAACCAUAAGACCUGUAACCUUCCUUUUGGUACUGUUUAAGACCCUUGCUGCUAACAGGGUACACUUGCUAUGUAUGCAUGGUGGCCCAUCAGCUAUCAAGUGGUCUAAAUCCGACCAAGAAUUUGUCGCUUCUUCGUGACUUACUGUAAGAAUGAACAGUCAUAGAUGGACUGAAUGGAAAGACCUCAGGGCCUGAGGGGCAUUUCUGUUUUAACCAGUUUGCUAUUAUAAAAUGCACAAUGCAGUUCUACGAUGCAUGCUUAGUUCUCUGUUUGUAAGGUCCAUUAGAGAACCCAAUAGGGAGGCAGUGAUCUCCAAUAUCAAACCCGCCUCUCUGAUAUUGUGAGACCAAGUGUUUAUGUACUUUCUGGUGAUGAAUUCUGUGUUCUUCUAUAUGCUUUGACGUUCUUUUUUCGAAAACCGUGUUACAAUUAUUAUAUAUACAUAUAGUAUUUCUUCACUUUUCAAACAAGCUUAUUUUUUUCCUGCACAUUUUUGUUUGUUUUAUGUUUUUUGUUUAUUUUUUUCUCUGUGAAUCCUUUCAUGUCGAGAGCUAUGUUUACUGUUACACUAAAGGAACACUAUAUCAACCUUUUUUUUUGGUUUUGUAAUUGGCUGUUUCAGAAGAGAAUGAACGUUAACUGUAGAUUUUAUACCAAGAACUUGAAUGUGCUUUUACUAACUUAGAUGGUUCUGAAAUUUCUGUAUGUUUUAGAUGAUCUGAGAAAAAAAGGAGACUAGUUUGGCAAAAACUUUCAUAGCUUUGGUAUUGGCAAAAUGUUGUUAUAUAUGUAUUUCAUGUAUCUAUCCAUACUUUCCGUUCAUGUUUAUGAGGCGAUGAGGAAGAAUAGAGGUGUGAGCGCGCCAUUUGGACUGCGUUACUUGCCUUGAAUCGACCAGCGCUCCUGCGAGUAUACGUCAUUGGUUGCUUUCGCUGUGUGCAUGCGAGGGUACGGGCAAAAUCAGAGCAUGCAUCUCAAGUGUCGCAUGAUACAAGAAAUAAAUAAAAAAAUCCUCUGGGAAUGGCGCGUCAUGCCAAGCGCAAAGCCCGUCCCAUC